Molecule: messenger RNA, 911 nt
Organism: Pterocles gutturalis (yellow-throated sandgrouse)
Lineage: Eukaryota; Metazoa; Chordata; Aves; Pterocliformes; Pteroclidae
Gene: TXNL1
Product: thioredoxin-like 1
Exons: 7
Source: RefSeq, a predicted model, not a curated record
GUGUGGCCCUUGUUUAAGGAUAGCCCCAGCUUUCAAUGCUCUGAGUAACAAAUAUCCCCAGGCAGCUUUUUUGGAAGUAGAUGUACAUCAAUGCCAGGGAACAGCUGCUACCAAUAAUAUAUCGGCAACACCAACAUUUCUGUUUUUCCGAAACAAAGUGCGAAUCGACCAGUAUCAAGGAGCAGAUGCUGUAGGCUUAGAAGAAAAAAUUAAACAGCACCUGGAGAAUGAUCCUGGAAACAGUGAGGAUACAGAUAUCCCAAAAGGAUAUAUGGAUUUAAUGCCAUUUAUCAAUAAAGCCGGCUGUGAAUGUCUUAAUGAGAGUGAUGAGCAUGGAUUCGAUAAUUGUUUACGUAAAGACUCUACCUACUUGGAAUCAGACUGUGACGAGCAGCUGCUUAUUACUGUAGCUUUUAGUCAACCUGUCAAGCUUUAUUCUAUGAAACUUCAGGGGCCAGAUAAUGGGCAAGGUCCAAAGUACAUAAAAAUCUUCAUCAACCUUCCACGAUCUAUGGAUUUUGAAGAAGCAGAAAGAAGUGAACCAACUCAAGCCCUGGAGCUGACACCAGAUGAUAUUAAAGAAGAUGGCAUUAUCCAGCUUCGCUAUGUGAAAUUUCAGAAUGUUAAUAGUGUAACUUUGUUUGUCCAAUCCAAUCAUGGUGAUGAAGAGACAACAAGGAUCACGUACUUCACAUUUAUUGGGACUCCAGUCCAAGCAACAAAUAUGAAUGACUUCAAGCGAGUAGUUGGCAAAAAAGGAGAGAGCCACUAGGACGCAGAAGACACUGGAAGGCCUUAUCGCAAUCAAAGAGAUCUUCACUCUUAUCUACAACUCCUGGAUAAUUGCUUGAUCAUAACCAGAGACUGUCAGUCUGUUUCAUUUAAUGCCAUUACAAAUAAAUCAUUGCUUU